UAUAGUGAAUGCAGGGUCCGGGGAGACCAGAUAUAGUGAAUGCAGGGUCCGGGGAGACCGGAUAUAGUGAAUGCAGGGUCCGGGGAGACCGGAUAUAGUGAAUGCAGGGUCCGGGGAGACCAGAUAUAGUGAAUGCAGGGGUCCGGGGAGACCAGAUAUAGUGAAUGCAGGGUCCGGGGAGACCAGAUAUAGUGAAUGCAGGGUCCGGGGAGACCAGAUAUAGUGAAUGCAGGGUCCAGGGAAACCAGAUAUAGUGAAUGCAGGGUCCGGGGAGACCAGAUAUAGUGAAUGCAGGGUCCGGGGAGACCAGAUAUAGUGAAUGCAGGGUCC
This is a messenger RNA of Staurois parvus, 330 nucleotides long. The record is from the annotation of a GenBank genome assembly. Lineage: Eukaryota; Metazoa; Chordata; Amphibia; Anura; Ranidae.